AUGUCUUUCCACCCCCAGACCCCCCAAAGUCCCUCGCAGUUCUCGCCCGCAACCUCUUCGGAUCCCUCACUCGGUUCGUCCGGCUCUGUGGCCGUCGCGGGAUCAGGAACGACGACCUUGCCCACGCCUGCGCACAGCGUCAACGGCAGCUACUCGCACCCCGACUCCAUCAUGCUCGACGACUCGCCGCACAAGCGAAAGCGGCCGCUCGAGGAUGUCGGCGACGACCGUGAGCUGAAAAAGGCGCACGUCGAUGACGACAAGCCCGCCCUCGAGGACUUGCACCUGGACGUGGGCUCGAAAUAUCUCCUUCUGCAAUCUCCGCAUCCCGAGUCUCUUCCUAGGACGUCGGAGGAUCUCUACGAGAUGUUUGACUUGACCGGCUUGGCCGCCGAAGUCGCCAGAGAGAAGCCAAACGGCGAGAAGAACGCGCUCCGCAAGACGUACAAGGGCCACAUCAAGCGGCUGGGCGUCGCUGGACACUUUGACGUCCAGAAGAAGAAGGAGGAUUCGCCCUCGGAUUUCCUGGCCAUGCUGCAGGUUCCCGACCACGAAUGGAACGUCCACCAGGUCAAGGGCCGCAACCUCAUGGAUGGCUUGUCCGAGAUGACCAAGGCGUCCCUGAGCCGCGCCCUGACCAUGGCCAAGGGCCCAAUCGCGAAAUCGGUUUGGGACACGUCGGUGCUGGGGGACGUUGGCUCUAAUGGUGAUAGUUCAAAGGCACCGUCCGCGAAACCGACGGCGCCCAACACGCCUCUGAUAUCCAUGCCUGGGGCUGCCAUGAACCGCCCCAAGGCUCCGUUGUUGCCCGGCCAAAGCCCCGCACGGCCUCAACGGAGCAUCAAGAAACGGUCAUAUGGAGACAGCAGCUACGAGGGAUACGGUGAAGGCUUUCCCGAUGAUGAUACAGGCCUAGAAACAGGCUAUUCUACGGGCGAAGGCGAAGGGGGCCAGAAGCGUCGCAAGAAGGCAACCACACCGCCUUACCCCAGCGCUAUGCGCCAAUCCAGCUAUGGGCCUGGAAUGGUUGGAGUAUGA
This is a messenger RNA of Trichoderma citrinoviride, 1038 nucleotides long. Its product is annotated as Rox3-domain-containing protein. Bases 1 to 1038 code for a protein of 345 amino acids. Gene Ontology annotation, biological process: regulation of transcription by RNA polymerase II. The record is from RefSeq and is a predicted model, not a curated record. Lineage: Eukaryota; Fungi; Ascomycota; Sordariomycetes; Hypocreales; Hypocreaceae. Gene Ontology annotation, molecular function: transcription coregulator activity. Gene Ontology annotation, cellular component: mediator complex. The transcript has 3 exons.